Molecule: messenger RNA, 895 nt
Organism: Sclerotinia trifoliorum
Lineage: Eukaryota; Fungi; Ascomycota; Leotiomycetes; Helotiales; Sclerotiniaceae
Source: the annotation of a GenBank genome assembly
CGUGUAAUAUUCCCUCAGAGAGUGAUUCCAUUAUAUAUAUAUUCAGAGGUUUCAACUGUAUCCUGUAUAAGUUAUUUGAAAUUCAAUGUAUUGUUUUAUUUUCCAAGUAGUGAUAUCGUUCCAUACAUAAUUCCCUUCCUCAACGGCAAGUGUUAGACAUCCACUGUUGGAAAUUUCCAUGUUAAGAUGAUUCGAGAAAGAUUAGUGUUGUUUUUGAUCAACAUUUUCUGUAUGCAAUCUUACAUCUAAAUUAUUCUCAAGUACGCAGUUAUGAAAUUCUAAAGCUAAUCAUAUCAAAGGUCCACCCGUGACAGUUAUGGCCGUAAGUCACCUCUCCCUGUACUCCUACUUUCAUCCUCAUGAUCCUACGAAUCCCAGGCUAACACCUUCACAGGUCGCUGGUAUCGGCGCCGACUGUCUCCUCAACACAAUUCUCUUCAUGCUCGGCGUCAUUCCAGGCCACAUACAUGGUUUCUACAUAACCUGCACUUAUUUCUCGCGCAGGAAGAAGGUGCGUAAGGGUCAAUAUCCUGGCGGCCCAAAAAUGGGUAUCUACAGUGAGAGGGUUUGGUAUGGAGGUGCGAGUGCGAAACGGGUGGAUGAGUUGUGGGAGAAGAGAGAGGAUGGGAGAUUAGAAAAAUUGGACAGGGAGGAAGAGAGGAGGGCUGGCAGGAAAAAGAUUGGGGAUAGGAGGGGUGCUGAGAAGAAAUGAGGUGAUGAGAAUGCACAAUGACACCAAGGCGGGGAGGAUACGCAGGUACAGUGGGCGGGAGAGGAGUGAGGAGGAGUAGAACGAUGACGUAAGGCAUCUUUAGAGAAUCAUAUCCAAACAAGCCGGGAAUUGUGCUCACUUGAGCAGGGAAAAAAAACAAAGACCUUGCAAGGGGCAAAUAGA